This is a messenger RNA of Microplitis mediator, 878 nucleotides long. RefSeq lists its product as uncharacterized. Gene Ontology annotation, molecular function: DNA binding. Gene Ontology annotation, cellular component: transcription regulator complex; nucleus. Gene Ontology annotation, biological process: regulation of transcription by RNA polymerase II. The coding region runs from base 186 to 749 and encodes 187 amino acids. The transcript has 2 exons. Lineage: Eukaryota; Metazoa; Arthropoda; Insecta; Hymenoptera; Braconidae. The record is from RefSeq and is a predicted model, not a curated record.
ACUAGUGCUCAUAUUUCAUAAACGAAACGAAACGAUCGAGUCAUAGCGUCUUUUGUAUUUGCCACAAAAUUUUAUUCUCCUGUGUCAUUAAUAUCAAUUUUAUUUAUUAAUAUUUUAAAAGUUACAUCAGACAAAAGUAAUUAAUUAUUUUUAAGUAAAAACAAUUUUUAUAACAAAGUACAAAAAUGUCUGGUCCGGACGUUAAGAUUAAAAUGAUAAAUUGUGUGCGUAAAUAUCCAGGAUUAUAUAAACCUACAUAUGAAAUGUAUCGUAAUCGUAAUUAUUCAAUAACAGCUUGGGAAAAAAUAAUUAAAGAGUGCAAUAUUGAAUCCAUCGCAAAAGGUAAAGAUAUGUGGGCUAGUCUCCGCAAAUCUUAUAUCGGUCAUUUAAAAGCACCUGGAAAAAAUCCACCGAAAUAUUUUCAAGAAAUGAGUUUUUUGCGUCAAUAUAUACCCGAGACAGCUGCCGAUGGAUUUAAUGAUGACGAGCCAGUUAAAUUGAAAACUGUCGCUCCUGCAGUCCUCAAACCCACGUCCAAAAAACAAGAAAACGCUAAAGUUGGAGCCGUGACGAAGCAGCCAAAGCAACCAAAGCAGCCAAAGCAACCGAAGAUUGAAACCCCCGAUGAUUUAAAGCUUUUCUUCGACUCCAUGUACGCCACGACUAAAAAACUGCCCUCUUCGCUUCAGCGCCACGUGAGAAAUCAAAUAUUCGAAAUUGUUUCAUACGCCGAAAAUUCUAUGGAUUAAUUUACCCGUCAGCUAAUUUAUAUUUCAUUCAACACAACCAUUAUAACUUUAUUAUUAUCACGUGUAAUCGGCGUGCUCAGUACCGUCGAGUUAUCGUCAUUCCCUAUCCGUUUAUUUUAAAUAAUUUAA